AUGCAGUCCUCAGACAGCGCCGCCAAGUGCCUUCUCCUCAGCCUGGCCACCGCUCUCAAGCUGUCUCGAGUUGUCGCCAUUGACACCUCGCCCACUGGUAGGAUCGUUCAGUGCAGCAACGGCAUCAUCUGCAUCUGGCCAGUCAACCUCCCGCCCAACCCCGCGGCUUAUCUCCUCCUUAACGAAGUGGUCGAAGUCCCGCUCCCUGCACUCAAACCUAUACUCCCUGGCAAUCCAGGCAUACGUCUGCGCGCUGACCUCGUCACCCUGUACAUCCCUGUGCUCAGCAUCGCCGGCACGACCCUUGCUCUUUUAGGCUCUGACCUUGACGCCUAUGCGUUCGCACUCGUCGCUCUUGAAUAUGCCAAGGCGCCAGAUAUUGCCGUCUGUCAGGCCCUCGACUAUCGUGCCUUGAACCUCACUCCCCUACGCGGAGAGGAUGACGACGGGGUAGUGGGCACCCUCGACGUGGCGGCGCUAGUGCACGUGAAGGACUGCGGGGCGGACGGAGAGCAGCGCGGUGCAGGACUGGCGGAGCCAUGCUGGUGCCGUAGAAUAAAGCCGUGCGCGACAUGGUGCUCGAGGCCGAGAUGUUGGAGCGGCACGACGGGGGCGAGGCGCGUUAGCAGUGCUGGUGGGUGUAGAGCGACGUCAGGUCUAUCUGAAUUGAUAACCUUGGAAGUGACAAUGUGGGGUAGGAAUGGCGAAACGAGUUAA
Messenger RNA from Alternaria arborescens, 717 nucleotides. RefSeq lists its product as hypothetical. The transcript is spliced from 2 exons. NCBI's taxonomy places the organism in Eukaryota, Fungi, Ascomycota, Dothideomycetes, Pleosporales, Pleosporaceae. The record is from RefSeq and is a predicted model, not a curated record. Bases 1 to 717 code for a protein of 238 amino acids.